AUGGCUGAGCAUAAGCUGCGAAUACUGCUCGUGGGCAACGGUGGGCGGGAGCAUGCUCUCGCCUGGAAGCUCGCGCAAAGUCCUCGUGUGGAUUGUAUUCAUGUCGUGCCGGGUAAUGGCGGCACUGCUGGAGUCCCAAAUUGUAUCAACGUUCCGUCUGUGUCGCAAGAAGACUUUGCUGCGCUUGUGAAAUAUGCGCAGGCGAACAAGCUCAACUUCCUAAUACCAGGCCCUGAAGCACCGCUCGUGGCAGGCAUUACAGACUACUUCGCCCAGCAUGCUCCCCAGAUGCAGGUUUUCGGCCCGUCACAAGCAGCAGCGCAGAUGGAAGGCUCGAAAACGUUUUCCAAGGAUUUCAUGAAACGCCACAGCAUCCCGACCGCACGAUAUGAGAACUUCACCGGCUACGAUGCUGCGAGACAGUACCUUGACAAAGUUGAUUACGACGUAGUAAUCAAAGCGGACGGCCUCGCGGCAGGCAAAGGCGUCAUCAUUCCGACCACGCAGCAAGAAGCGCACGAUGCUCUAAAGUCCAUCAUGUCCGACAAGGAGUUCGGCUCGGCGGGCAACAAGGUCGUCAUCGAGGAGUACCUCGAAGGCGACGAGAUCAGCAUUCUUUCUCUCUCCGACGGCGAAACGAUCCUCUCCUUACCGCCCGCGCAAGACCACAAGCGCAUUGGAGACGGCGACACCGGACCCAACACCGGCGGCAUGGGCACGUACGCACCCACCCCGCUCGUCACGAAAGAGCAACUCGACGAGAUAGACCGUACCGUACUCAAACCGACCAUCGACGGCAUGCGAAAGGAAGGCAUGAACUUCUGCGGCUGCCUCUUCACCGGCCUCAUGAUGACGAAGAAUGGCCCGCGGGUGUUGGAGUACAAUGUCCGUUUCGGCGACCCAGAGUCCCAAUCGUGCCUGCCCCUCCUGCAUUCCGAUCUGGCGGAGUUGAUGCAAGCCUGCUGUGACGGCACGCUGUCGACGAAGAAACUUGACAUCGCGCCACUUUCGGCUUGCACGGUCGUGGUCGCUGCUGCCGGCUACCCGGGGAAGUAUCCGAAGGGCACGCCGAUGAGGGUACAGCAGCCGCGGGAGGAAGAAGGCAUGUAUAUCUUCCAUGCUGGCACAGCACUUGAUCAGGAUGGUCAGCUUAAGACGAACGGCGGCAGGGUCAUUGCGGCGACGGCGACGGGCAGUACUUUGCGUGAGGCGGUCGACAAAGCCUACAACGGCGUUGCUCUGAUCGAUUUUGAAGACAUGCAAUACCGCAGAGACAUCGCUGCAAGAGCGCUACGGUAG
Molecule: messenger RNA, 1299 nt
Organism: Baudoinia panamericana UAMH 10762
Lineage: Eukaryota; Fungi; Ascomycota; Dothideomycetes; Mycosphaerellales; Teratosphaeriaceae
Exons: 2
Coding region: 1-1299 (432 amino acids)
Biological process (GO): purine nucleobase biosynthetic process
Molecular function (GO): phosphoribosylamine-glycine ligase activity; ATP binding; metal ion binding
Source: RefSeq, a predicted model, not a curated record